Molecule: messenger RNA, 1096 nt
Organism: Sinocyclocheilus grahami
Lineage: Eukaryota; Metazoa; Chordata; Actinopteri; Cypriniformes; Cyprinidae
Exons: 8
Coding region: 101-1051 (316 amino acids)
Source: RefSeq, a predicted model, not a curated record
AGGAAGCAGCAUGAAAAGGAAAACAGCACUUUAGAUUGCAGUCUUAAGAUACAACUGACACCUGAGAUUCUUGAGACACACACAGACGAAGGAUAGGACCAUGUAUGCAGUUGUUACCUUGCAAGACUCAGAUGAGGUGAUGGUGGUACCAUCAAAUUGGUUGAGCUCAGACAAGAAACACUGUUACUGGCCUCCAUUCAAAUCCACAGAAAAGUGCAUGGAAGCUGUUCAGAACAAACUUAACCCUGAAACAGAAGGCAAACCAUGGGAGAAACUACGCAUUAGCUUUCUUGGAGAAUAUGACACUUUUGAGAAGGCAAAAGAGGGGCAAAAAGAAAUCAAAGAAUAUGAAGAAUGGUCAUAUCCAUUAGAGACUGUAUUACCUGGAAUAAAAAGACAGAGACUUGAUAGCACUCAAGUAAUGUCAAAUAAUCAGUUACAACCACUUCCUCCAGUAACACCUGCAUCUACAUCCAGAAUGUCAGCUGAUGACAAGGUUGAAAUCCUUCAAAUGCUGAGAGACGUCAAGAGCGAGGUUCAGCAAAACUCUACCAUGUUAAAAAUACUCAAAGACAAUACGGUUUCUGAAGCACCCAGCAGUACAUGCGUGCCUUCAAAAAACCCAAAACUGCCUCUUAGAACCACUGAAGAUGUGGCCAGGACUGAAAUGGAGCUCAAGAACGCAACAACACGCAAAAAAUAUGUAAAAUAUUUGUCAAGGCUUGGAGGUUUUAUGCCGAAGGAUGUGAUUAAGAAUAUUAUGCAGCAAGUCUUAACAGAUGAUCUGGCUAUGCAGUUCAACUGGCUGGGGAGAGGAGAUAAACAGGCCUUCUCUCAACUUAUGUUAACAGAUGUGAUCAGAGAUGCUGCAUUAACCCAAAAUGUAAACAGGGGUGACUGUGAAACUGAAAUAAAAAAAUAUCUGAGUUACGCAGCUGGUCGGAAGAAAAGAGAACAAGGAGGUCGUGGGCAUGAGAUUCCAAAUGUGAUUUCUACCUCAAUGAUGGACAACCAGCCAGAGAGGGAAAUACCUUGGAACAUUUUUGAUUAAAGGGGUCAUGUGAUGCGAUUUCAAGUUUUCCUUUCUCUUUGGAGU